ACAACAAACUGCACUCGCAGGCCUGCAAAGCGCAGUGUGGGAGUUAAGUGGCCAGCCAUCCAGCGCUGUCAGAUUCCAGGUCCUCAGCCGUAGGCUCCAGCGUGAUGUAACAGGAAGCAGUGGGUUGCCUUCCACCGUCAACCUGACAGCCGCUCCGACUGCGCUGCGCUCAGUGAACGCCGGAGAUCCGCCGUGCUCGGUUCCCUGCGCCGAGCCCGAAGACGAGGAGACCGCUUGGAGGGGACUGGUUCCGCUGAGACUUGGUUCGGGUUCAGACGAACGUCCUGCGCUGCCGGUGGAUUGAACUCGACGAUCUGCAGCUGGUAAAUCAUCAGUCGGCUCUGAAAUGGCAACGAGACAUUUGAAUAACUGUGGACGUAGCUGGAAUGUGGCUCUCAUCCUGCUGUGUCAUCUAACAAUGUUUUUGGUGACGGCGAGCAUGGAAGUCAAUGACACCCAGCAGCAGCAUCCGACCAACGUCUACCAUGACAUGGGACUCACCAGGAACAAGAUAGUGACAGCUCAGUUUGAGUGCUAUCAAAAGAUAAUGAAGGACGAUGCUCACAGCAGACAAGAGCCCAUGUGUAAUCGUACUUGGGACGGUUGGUUGUGCUGGGACGACACCGAAGCUGGAAUUAUGUCUGAGCAGCACUGCCCUGACUACUUCCAGGACUUUGACCCUUCAGAAAUGGUCACAAAGAUUUGCACUGAUAGCGGCCAUUGGUUCCUGCACCCUGAGAGCAACCGGACGUGGACCAACUACACUCGCUGCAAUGAACACACCAACGAAGGCAGAGUGACCGCUAUGAAUCUCUUCUACUUGGCCCUUAUAGGACACGGACUGUCCCUGACCUCCCUGCUCAUCUCCCUCGGCAUAUUCUUCCAUUUCAAGAGUUUGAGUUGCCAAAGAAUCACCCUUCACAAAAACCUCUUCUUCUCUUUUGUUCUCAACUCUGUGAUCACCAUCAUUUUUCUGACGGCCGUGGCCAACAACCAGGAGCUGGUGCAGAGGAACCCAACCAGCUGUAAAGUGUCCCAGUUUAUUCAUCUCUACCUGUUUGGCUGUAACUACUUCUGGAUGCUGUGUGAAGGGAUCUAUCUGCACACUCUCAUCGUCGUGGCUGUUUUUGCUGAGAAGCAGCACCUGAUGUGGUACUAUCUCCUGGGCUGGGGCUUUCCUCUUAUCCCGGCUUCCAUACAUGCCAUAGCUCGGAGUUACUACUACAACGAUAACUGCUGGAUCAGCUCCAAGACGUCGCUGCUCUACAUCAUCCACGGCCCCAUCUGUGCUGCUCUUUUGGUCAAUUUGUUCUUUCUACUGAACAUCGUGCGAGUCCUCAUCACCAAACUGAAGGUGACCCACCAGGCGGAGUCCAGCCUGUACAUGAAGGCGGUGAGAGCCACCCUCAUCCUGGUGCCCCUCCUGGGGAUACAGUACGUCCUGCUGCCCUACAAGCCUGCGGGGCGGGCGUCCUCCGAGAUCUACGACUACAUCAUGCACAUACUGAUGCAUUAUCAGGGUUUGCUUGUGGCCACCAUCUUCUGCUUUUUCAAUGGAGAAGUUCAGGCCGUUCUGAGGAGGCACUGGAACCAGUAUAACAUCCAGUUUGGCAGCAGCGUAGGAAACCACUCGGACGCCCUGCGCUCGGCCUCCUACACGGCCUCCUCCAUCACCGAGGUGCAGGGCUGCUACAGCAUCGACGGCCACUCAGAACACAUGAACGGGAAGAGCUUCCACGACGCAGAGGCCCCCGUCUUAAAAUCAGACAAUCCCUUCGCCUAAAAUCAUCCGAACAAACGUCCCCCGCCGGCUUCAAGCCAGACGCAUGUUUGGAGUCCUGCGACCACAUCAGACAUUUCCCAGUGUCAGAAGAGAUGAGUCGGGGAAAGGACUUCAGAUCCAGACUCUCAUCCACCCGAUGGAAACCGCUCUCCAUCACCUCUCAGUCACUCUCACCUUUAAUUAGCUACUGCAAAGAGACUAAGACACAUCCUGAUAAAUCACCUGACAAAAUCGUUUUUCAAUUGAUGAAAACUGGCUGCUGGGUUGGUGUUUCUCUGGGGUCAUGUUGUUCACGAAAAGGCUUUUGGUUACACUGUAAAAAAAAGGAAAAGAAAAAGUAAUGACACGGUUGGUGCCAAACCAAAAGAUCUCGCCUGCUUCAAUUCUUUUUAUUUUGAAUGAUCAAUCCAAACGGGAUUGGACGUCUCACAGGUUCACAGUAAUAGUAGUAAUAUAUUAAAGUUAUAUAAUAUCUUUCACGUUACACUUAAUUUAUCUAAACAUAUUCAUUUUUUUAUUAUUAAAUGUAAACAAAAUAAAUACCACACAGUAUUUAUUGAAAGUUGACACGUUUUCGUUUAUAUCCUGAUGCGACUUCCUCAGAUUCUCUCACCAUUAGUUUUUCACGUCCAGAUAUUUUCUUAACACGGUGGAACAACACAGAGGAGCUACGCUGGGUUUUAACUUCUCAUUGCGAUUGAAUGUAACAUUUAAAGACCUGGCUCUGGAUAUAAAUGCAUCACAUUCCCUUUCACUGAUGUCUUCACCCUUAAUCUCGUCAUAUUGGUUCAGAAAAUCAUGAAACAGCUCAAACAUGCAGGUACCUCAGGUAGAAGAUAAACUGUAGUUCUGUAAUGAUUCAGUGUUUUUAUUCCUUCAUUGUGCAGCAAAGUCAAAUUUCACCUGAUGAGCCAAAUGUCAUCACGCUAGUAUGUUUUUUUUUGGGGGGGGGGUCAUAACCUUAGGGAAACAGCCAACGUAUUCUGAACAUACUGUUUUUUUAUUUCUUUUGCAGUCAGGCUAUAAUAACAUGGUUUUAAGUCAGGAGUAGUUACAGUCGUCACAUUUUCAUGCACAAGCGCGUUGGUGAACAUGCGUGUGUUUUCCUGCCAGUCUCAAAUUAGUAAAAUCUAUCAACAGGCAGAUAGAAGGGGCCCUUAGGGAGGACACUGAUGAUGCACUGCAACACCUUCAUGUGUUUAAUUGGCCAAACAGCAGAAAUCUGGGGGUCUUUGUUUUUUAUUGAGACUUGUUUCAGUAGCAGCAAAGUGUGAGGAAGUUAAACCUCUGCAGAGAGAAAAUUCAUAAGUUCUCCUCAUUACAUUCUUUUCUUCUGAAAUACAAACCAACUAAAGAAUUAUUGGCCCCACCCACUCAACCCCUCCCUCCUAAUAAAUCACAGCAUGUGAUAAAAAUCAAUGCAUUCAUCACCUGCAGUCUUUUUUCAGUUCAUUUAAUCUGUGCGACAUUUGGAUGAAAACUUAAACACACUGCUCCAGGUGAAGAUUGUGACGGAGUUAAAGAGGAUUCAUGCAUUUGAUGAUGAUGUUGCUGAUGAUGAUGAUGAUGAUGAUGAUGAUGAUGAUGAUGAUGGUGUGGCUGUAUCUUUCUUUGUUAACUAGAGCCCUGCAUUGAGUGUGUCAGUCUGCCUACAGCCUUAUACACAAUUAUACAUGUCAUGUUGUCGCUGUGCAAAAUGCAUCAACUCCAACAAAUACUGUACAAAAAAAAAAAAAAACUUUAAGGAGCAUUUAGUUAAAUCAGGAUUAAUCGUUGCACUUUUUUGCAGGUAUGUCAGUUCACAAACCUUUAUCAUUCUCAUUUCAACACUUUGUCCAUAUUGCUGGGAACAUGAGUCACAUGCUGAUGUACAUAUUUUUUGUAAAUCUAACUUUUCUGAGGAUGAGUUCAGAACCUGUGUGUGUGUGAUUUUUAUAUUCGGUAUUUAUGUGUUUUUGAAAGGGAAGGGUGGGGUUACUAGCUUCUUGGGACUCUCAACAUGCUACUGUAUCCGUCUCCAUCCUUCGUAGAUUCUGUCGCCUUUCUAUCAAAACCAAAAGUGUACUUCCUGUGACAUGGUAUUUCAUUUUCCAGUCCGUCUUUCUUUUGGAGUGUGGUGUGGAUGAACUAGCUGUGCUCCAAAAUUACCAAUUACCAUCCAAUGAAAUGUUAAUAACUGUCACGCUUGUAGAUAUUCAUGUGUCAUGAUAACCUCUGAGUAUCUUUAUGUCCGUUCUGUCGCCGCUGUGAUUAAAUACUAUUCAGUUCAACUUAAAUGUGUUCAUAUAGAGUCAAUAACAAGCCAAUCAGUGUUUACGACGCUUUGCCGAAUCCAGAGCCUGAAGCCUCCAGAGCUGAGGAGACGGUAGCAGGAAGAAACGUUGGAGCAGAACCCAGCGAGUGAACUCAGGCUCUAGUGACACGUAGACACUUUGUGAUUUUCAGACCAGAUCUGCAGGACAGCGUCUCCAUUUACUCCUAAACCAUCCACACUAAACCCUGCAGCUCCGCCUCACUGCCGGGGGCUGAUGUAUACUGACGAGAGAGUUGUGACGUCUUCAUAAAUCCAGUAAUUUAUUGUGUAGUGAUGCAUUCUAAUCAUUUAUGAAGCUACAGCCCAGGAAAAGAUUUUUUUUGUCAAAUGUAGUCGAUCUUGUGUAUCAUUUAACUUGUUAAUUUAUGUGUGAACUAUGACUCCCCAGUGACUGUCUUUGAUAAAACAUUGUAAAGUAUUACAGAAACAUUGAGGACAAUGUCUGUAGGUUUUGUUUCUACUGUACUGUAUGUAACUUUGGCUUCA
This is a messenger RNA of Mugil cephalus (flathead mullet), 4583 nucleotides long. It is a transcript of the gene calcrla, whose product is annotated as calcitonin receptor-like a. The record is from RefSeq and is a predicted model, not a curated record. Gene Ontology annotation, molecular function: calcitonin gene-related peptide receptor activity; adrenomedullin receptor activity; calcitonin receptor activity. Lineage: Eukaryota; Metazoa; Chordata; Actinopteri; Mugiliformes; Mugilidae. The coding region runs from base 347 to 1783 and encodes 478 amino acids. Gene Ontology annotation, cellular component: plasma membrane. Gene Ontology annotation, biological process: angiogenesis; adenylate cyclase-activating G protein-coupled receptor signaling pathway; cell surface receptor signaling pathway. The transcript is spliced from 13 exons.